GCAGUCUCUGGUCAUCUCCUGUACUGUGUCCGCAGUCUCUGGUCAUCUCCUGUACUGUGUCCGCAGUCUCUGGUCAUCCCCUGUAAUGUGUCUGCAGUCUCUGGUCAUCCCCUGUACUGUGUCCGCAGUCUCUGGUCAUCUCCUGUACUGUGUCCGCAGUCUCUGGUCAUCUCCUGUACUGUGUCUGCAGUCUCUGGUCAUCUCCUGUACUGUGUCCGCAUCUCUGGUCAUCUCCUGUACUAUGUCCGCAGUCUCUGGUCAUCUCCUGUACUGUGUCCGCAGUCUCUGGUCAUCUCCUGUACUAUGUCCGCAGUCUCUG
This is a messenger RNA of Staurois parvus, 319 nucleotides long. The record is from the annotation of a GenBank genome assembly. Lineage: Eukaryota; Metazoa; Chordata; Amphibia; Anura; Ranidae.